AUGCAAGCGAAGCAGCGCCAAAAGCAAGCCCGAAAGGAGGUUGACUCACGGCGUGCGGCGAAGGCACGACCCCCUUUUCCACCUCCACCAAAGACCGAGGCAGAGAUCGAACAAGAAGAGCUUAAUCAGUGGCUUGAGGAAAUCGACACUAACGAAGCAAGCAAAGCCGCUCUGAAAAUGCAGAAUAAGCAGAGACAAAAGCUAGCAAAGAAAGAAGUCAACAAGAGAAAGGAGGCAAUGCAAAAGCGGGUAGCGGAAAAAGCGAAAGCUUAAGGCAAAAUGUUUAGUGAUGUUGAUCAAUCGACAUUCAGGAUUUUCAACCUCUUUUGUCGAAAAGCGAUGUCUGUGUGUGAAGAAAAGCGGUGGAAGUUGAGUCCACUUUGAUCAUUGUGAUAUACAUUUUCUCGGCUAUUCGAUGAAGAAUUUCGGUUUUCUUCCUUUAACUCCUUGACCAAGAGAGAGCGGAAGCUAGAGCCAAGGAGCAGGCGGAGCUCGAUGAGUGGAUGAAGGGUUUGGGAGAUGACGCCAAUGCCGCGGCCCUGAAGAUGCAGAGCAAGCAACGUCAGCGAGAAGCGCGGCGCCAAGUUAGCAGAAAGCGAGAAGAGGAAAACAGGGUCAACUUCGGUGACGUCGACUUCAUACUAGAGGAUGCGGAGGGAGAUGUGGGGACGACGAGAGCAAGACUGAGCUCAGAUUCAUGUACAACUAAUUGCGGAACUUGUUAGUUGUACUAGUUGCACUUCUAGUACUUUUUGAUGGCGAUUGGUGUAUGCUAAAGAUAUUGCUAAAUAACGAAUUCUAGCACACUCUGGUCGGUAAUGAUCGCUUGCCACAUUUUUGUAUCUUGCAAAUCCAACAACUCGCAGAUCCUCAUCCUAGCAAAGCGCAUCCAAUCUUCAAAGCAGAAGAUUUUCAUGUUGCGCCGGACGGUAGCAGAAGAAAUCUGCGGGCGCGCAAGGAGUCUGAGCCAGAUCUUCGAAACUUUGCGAUUAUGCAUGCAGACCUGAAACGAGACCAAAGUCAGGAUCUGCGUGUCGCCCAGGAGUUUGAGCGACUUCAGUAUGCUGACGCGCGUCGUGGAAAAGGCCAACUGCUGGGUAGUGGACCAUAUGUGAAGAGACAACUACCAGAGCACAAAGAUACUGGUGGAGCGAGUAAUCAGGCUGCUGAAGGCGAAGCUCUUUUGCCAUUCUUCCAGAAACCACUAGGGAACACUAGAGGCGUGGGUAUAACAUUUAGAUUGAGACGAGUAGAAGGAGUUGUUACAUACAGAUACAUUUACAUCUCCAUAAUUUUUCUAGGACCAUCACGACAUCGACACCUGCUACGUACUGCUAAUAUGAAUUACUUAAUUUGACAUUUCUUUCUUCUAAUUUUUUUCUUUCAUUCUUAAAAGUGCCUCGUUUUGGAUCAUUCAUCUCCUUCUCCCCCACGCAGCCGCCACGAGCGUGAUGAUGAUCGAUUCGUCAACUGCGGCUACAGUGCCUAUGUCCGAGUUUGACGACGAUGGGAUGGAGCCAACUUUUCGAAGAUCCCCAAAACUAGCAAAAGUAGAAGAAGAGCCCCCCUCGUCAUCUUCUAUGCACCAGAAGCAGAAUGGUGGCCUUACGUUGUCCUCUGGUGAUGGUAGUAUGCGUAGCAUCAUGUUGGCUACAGGACCGAUCGGGAUGUCAGCACAGGACUACAUCAACAACGAUGACGAGGCGAGGUUGAAUAACAGAAUCGUAGUUCCUAUGAAACGAAAAAGUGCACUCACACUUCUCAAGAAAUUGGCUAGGAUUUAAGUAGGAAAAUAGCCACUUUUUUUGAGUGUGACGAGUGCACUUUUUUCUUUCAUAGUUCCAGGUGCAGUUCCAUCAGCCCCCGCGCCUGCGGAUGCUGAGAGUCUCUUUGUCAGAACGCCUGGUCCUUCAGGUAUUUUUUUGAUAGACCAGGUUGGAGCGAAGCAGAGCCGUUUUGCUCUGGCUGGCGUUGGAAAGGAUGUGAAAGAUCGACCAGCACUACCACAGUACGUCAGUCGAAGGAGCACUCACCGAGGUGAGCCGCGAAGUUCACCGUUUAAGCAAACAGGCAAACAAGCGAUGAGCAGUCCAACUUCAUCUAGUUACCGUAAACAUGGAAAUAAAGGUACCGGAAAGCACGCAGCGGACAGUCCACAGAGGACAACAACAGGAGGAGCUCCUGGAGGAUCUUCUUCAUCAAGUAGAAGUAGUGUAACUAUAGGAGCUCCUUCUCCUUCAUCAGGAGCUGCACCAGUAAUUCUUGAUGCACCACCGUCUUCGUCUUCAACAGGAGCAGAGGACUCAGGAGCAGUAGAAUUGCAGAAGAGGAUGGAGGCUGUUUCUCGAAUACCGCGUCUGAGUACACCGUUCGAAGUGAACACAAAAAGCAUCCUAGGAGAUCCUGUGGUGAAGAAGAUCAUGCUGGAGCAGGAGAAGAAGUUGAAGAUCCAAGAAGAAGUCUUUCGCAGACUCAACUUUGUGGCGAGGAAAGACGACGACGACAAGCUAGUGCUUGCAGAGCGACUGAAAUAUUAUGGUACUGCUGCUGUUGUAAUCCUUCAAUUUAUUUUUUGACUAAAAAUAUAAUUACGGUAUUAUAAGUAAUUUUUGGAAUCCUAAUGUAUGACGUAAGUCAUUUCAUCAGAGGACCACUAGUAUUAUUUCGGUGGUACAACUCUCAUAUGCUUGACAUAGACCUUGUACGGCUCUUGCACGGCCUGCUCUUCUUUUAUUCGUCUCUAGUUCAUUCUUGUUCGACACUAUUAACGAUCUUCCCAACUUUUUUCUUUACUCCAACCGUUGACCGCCUCUGUUAUACAAAUUCCAGCACGUUUUGAUUUUGUUGAAAGACCACGACAACCACUUGCCCCAGGUGUCCCCGGCGCUCCUUCCCGUUUAAUGGCGGACGGAUCCUGGAUGCCAGACCCAGACGAAGGUCUCGGGUUGACGACUCGUCGGUGGCCUAUGGAUUUCGCCUACAGUUCGAAGCAACAGCGAGAAGCCGAGAUGACACAGAAGUGGAUAGAUGAGGAGAUGAGGAGAACGGGGAAGAGUGAGGAGCAUUAAGGGUUGAAGUAUUUCAUUUUUACACGCUUUUCUCUCUUAAGAUUGCUCUUGUUUAAAAAUGAAAUGUUUCAACCUUUAAGAACAAGUCCAGGCUGAAAUCUUAGAAGCGGCGAGUGAUCGAGAUAAGAAAAGAAGUCCGAAGAAUCGAGGUAGCAGCUUAAGUCCACGUGGAGUCACGAAAGUUAUAAAAGCGUACGGUGGAGGAGUCAUGGGAGAAAGGGAAAUGAAGAGGUAAUUCAAAUUUUUAUUGAUCUUGACGUUCACUUCUCUAGAACACAAACUUGUGCAUUCACUCCUGCUACGUUAUGAUCAUUCUUCAUCAAGAAAAAUCGUAACGACUUCUACGUGCCUCCUAAAUUUUAGGACCUAAAUAAAAUGCUACUCGUCCUUCAUCUCCUGUUUCAGGGGCCUAAAUCCCGAGCCACCGCGGAUUCUAGAGGCUUCGCCUGAGCACGUUGAGAUUAGUCCCCUUGUGUUUGGACAAUCCACCGACCUGAAUACCAAAGAGCGAGUAACACCUGGCUCUCCGAGAAAUCACGUUGCCCAAGUCACGAGAGAACAGAAGCGUAAAGCAGCUAGAAUGAAGGCUAUCCGUGAAAUUCAGGCCUAUACGCUGGAGCCAGCAGCAGCCUCCUCGUUGCCCGUGGAGGAUAGUCGGAAACGUAAUCAGUCCAUGGCUGCACGUGGCGAAGCGGUCAUGAGUAGUAUGGAGCCUCCGCGAGGCGGCGGACGACCAAUAGAGGGUCCUUUAGGCUGGAAUCUCUCCUCUAGAGCAUUGAAGAUCGAGACCGGAGCUCCUACGCAGCAUCAAGGGAUCGGAAGUGCGAGUAACGCUAGCUCAUCGCCUGCACAUAGCCAAGCAACGCACGGAAAGGCAUCGAGUGGGUCAGCGAGUCGGGAGCAAUGGUACUAGUGCAUUAAAUUGCAAUAGCAAUAGACACUAAGUGUAAGUUCAAACACUCACAACUUAUUGUUCUUCUAGUUGUACUAGUUCUUAAGCUUAGGGGAUUCAGCCUUUAUUUUUUUCAAGUGCCAUAAAUGAUGGUCGUUCAAAUUUCAUUAUCGUUGCCACCUCCUUCAAAAUCCGAAUCCCAUCAUCAUGAUCAUCCCUUCAAAAUUUAUAUAACAAACAAGGUACGACCGCCACCAUAUCAUUCCUGCUAAGGACAACUUCGAGAAGCAGUCCUUGUACCGUGACUAUUUCAGCCGACCUCAGGAGACCAUGGAUAAUAUCCGGACAGGACAUACAUCGGCUGAUUACUAUGACACCCUUCUGCAGCAGGAACGCAACAAUUGGAAGUACAAGAAAUGAGCAGCGGAACAGGCGGUGCUAGGGACAACGGUGCGACCAUGUUUUUAUGAAAUUAAAAGAUUUUGAUGAUAAAAAGAGAAUAUAUAACAACAAAGCUUCUAAGGCAUAGGCAUGAUGAUAAUUCUAGUAUGUAAGUAGAAGUCGUAUUAAUAUCAAUAAGAUCAUGAUAGUAGCCCAUUUUUAUUGACACACAUGUAUUAUAAGGAAUUUGAUGAAAUAUUGAGAAUAUCUAAUUAUACGCAUAGGCAUACUAGCCAUAGAUCCGUUCAUAGAAAAGCAAAAAGGUUAAGCACUCUAAUUUUCAAAGAACCAUCAGGAUUGAAAGUUUUACGAAUCAUGUUGAACAUCAUGAAGAUGCUUCGAGCAUUCUCCUGCAAAGUUGAUAACACUCACAACACAUUUCCUACAACGACGUCAAGCAGAGUUUUCGAACUAUCUACGCUUGUAAUUAUGCCUGUAUCUUGCUGCUUCUCUGAUUUUUACGCGCAUUAUUAAGAAUUUCAAAGAAAUUGUUAUGCAUUUUCGUAUUGGUGUUUGUAUCUAGAUUUUGAUCGAGCGAAUCAUUUAAUGUACAACAUGAUGUUGUUCUUCUAUUAUAGUUUUGUUGGGUACUAAAAUACAUUGGAUGUGCAAGAAAGCAUAAUUAGUAGCAACAGAAUUUGAUGAUGAAGAUUUGUUUCCAUGAAUGUACUUACUUACAAAAAUAGCUAGAUGAAGUUGAAACGAACAUAACAUCAAAAUUCUUGCUGUUAAUACCGUAAGCGUACAUACAAUUGGGACGAUCGGAUCAAUAAUGCUGCAGGAACCAGGACCACAACGACGACAACAAAACGAGUAUUCGUUUUGUUGAAAAAUCAUGGGUUUGUAACUAC
Molecule: messenger RNA, 5252 nt
Organism: Amoebophrya sp. A25
Lineage: Eukaryota; Dinophyceae; Syndiniales; Amoebophryaceae
Source: the annotation of a GenBank genome assembly